Molecule: messenger RNA, 1761 nt
Organism: Cajanus cajan (pigeon pea)
Lineage: Eukaryota; Viridiplantae; Streptophyta; Magnoliopsida; Fabales; Fabaceae
Product: CBL-interacting serine/threonine-protein kinase 5-like
Biological process (GO): signal transduction; protein phosphorylation
Molecular function (GO): ATP binding; protein serine/threonine kinase activity
Source: RefSeq, a predicted model, not a curated record
CCAUUACCUCCUUAGUCCUUCCCCAAUGGUUUACCUCCAUCUAGCGUCUUUUUUUCCUUCCCCACACCACACUCUUAUAAGUGCCUCUCUCAACCUAACAUUUAUUUCAAACACCCAAUUUCUCUAAACCAAAAUGCGUUUCCAAAACUGAAAAAAAAAGGAAGAAAAAACACCCUGUCACUGUCAGUUAACAUUAAUCAAUGGAAGAGUGUUGUCACACGGUGUUCGGAAAGUACGAGAUGGGGAGGCUUCUGGGUAAGGGGACGUUUGCCAAGGUGUAUUACGGGAAGCAAAUAAGCACGGGGGAGAGCGUGGCGAUUAAAGUGAUCAACAAGGAGCAGGUGCGGAAGGAGGGAAUGAUGGAGCAGAUCAAACGCGAAAUCGCGGUGAUGCGUUUGGUGCGUCACCCAAACGUGGUGGAACUAAAAGAAGUGAUGGCAACAAAGACGAAAAUUUUCUUUGUGAUGGAGUACGUGCGAGGCGGGGAACUAUUCGCCAAAAUCUCGAAAGGGAAACUGAAAGAAGAUCAGGCCCGUAAAUAUUUUCAACAAUUAAUCAGCGCCGUUGAUUACUGCCACAGCAGAGGGGUAUCCCACCGCGACCUGAAACCCGAGAACCUUCUCCUGGACGACAACGAGAAUCUCAAAAUCUCGGACUUCGGACUCUCGGCGCUGCCGGAGCAGCUUCGCUACGAUGGACUUCUCCACACCCAGUGCGGCACCCCUGCCUACGUGGCACCCGAAGUGCUGAGAAAAAAAGGGUACGACGGGUCGAAAGCCGAUAUUUGGUCAUGCGGCGUCGUUUUGUAUGUUCUCCUGGCUGGGUUUCUCCCUUUCCAGCACGAGAAUCUGAUGACCAUGUACAACAAAGUCCUACGCGCGGAAUUCGAGUUUCCACCGUGGUUCUCGCCGGAUUCCAAGAGAUUGAUCUCGAAGAUUCUGGUGGCGGAUCCGUCCAAGAGAACCACGAUUUCCGCGAUAACCCGCGUGCCGUGGUUUCGCAAGGGCUUCUCCUCGUUAUCCGCGCUGGACACGUGUCAGACGGAGAAGAAGCAUGACGCGGUUGCCGAGGAGGGUUCCAAGAGUCCCAAAUUCUUCAACGCCUUCGAGUUCAUUUCCUCCAUGUCUUCCGGCUUCGACCUCUCGGGGCUGUUCGAGAGCAAGAAGAAGACGGCCGCGGUCUUCACCUCCAAGUGCUCCGCGGCGGCCAUCGUGGCCAAGAUCGUGACGGCGGCGCGGGGGCUGAGCUUCAGGGUGGCGGAGGUGAAGGACUUCAAGAUCAUGCUGCAGGGGACGGCGGAGGGGCGGAAGGGGAGGCUGGCCGUCACGGCGGAGGUGUUCGAGGUGGCGCCGGAGGUCGCCGUGGUGGAGUUCUCGAAGUCCGCCGGCGACACCUUGGAGUACGCCAAGUUUUGCGAGGAGGACGUGAGGCCCGCGCUCAAGGACAUUGUUUGGACGUGGCAAGGGGAUGCCACGUGUACUGCUAAUGUCCCCGUCUGUCACGGUGACCCAACGCCCGUUGUCACCGUGUAAUUUAAUUAAAUGAAUACUAUUAAUUAAUAAUUAGUGUGACGGACGGAGAGUUCUAGAAUAGAAAAAAAGAAACGGUAAAGUUCUACUAACGAUUUUGGGUUUGUCGCUUUCCUCUUUAUUCCCUGCUUAAUUUUCACAAAAGAUAGGGUUUUCUUUUGCUUGUACAUAAAUUGUAAUUAUUCUCCUGUUUGCAUUCCGAAUCAAGCUUCAAUUACUUUCUUAAAUUCAA